CCUGGAGAGCACACUCCCAGCGCGAGACUCGUUUGGAUUUAACCCACGUGGCCAAGUUAUUCGUUAAUUUGCUCAUAAGGUUAUGGAGUUCAGUUUCAACGAAACACUGCGUGUCUAGUUACAGUGAAGAAAUAAUAUUAUUUUGUAAAUAUGAUCACUUCCACUUUGCCAUUAAACUAAGAUAAUGUGUUAAUGCAUUCAGUUUGUUGGUAGGUUCUUUUUGUGUGUUGGGGACUUAAUCCCCACUAUAGAGUUAAUGGCUUUUAUAGUUUUUUUGUGAUAUAGAAAAGCUUCUUGACAUCAGAUCCGACACUGACUGGCACGGAUCAGGGCAGAAAGAUCAGUGGCCCUUUAAGAAUUGCGUCACGCAGAAGAGAGGAGGAGUGAAUAUUGCAUUGCAGAGUGCCGGGGAUACCUUGAAUAAACAAUUCCGUCAGACCCGAGUGCUGGGCGCGGAGCUCAAUUGUUUCGUUUCAAGAUCGAGACGUUUUCAGAGCGAAUUUAGUUUUUCACCGGUCCACUAUAAUUUAAAUCGACACCGUCGAAAGAAAAUACGAGUACACUGGGCCUAGUGGAGGAUUUCGGAGGAUUCUCGUUUGGAAAGAUGCAUCGUGUUUUUCUACGAAGCGCUGUGGUAGAGUCGAGCAGGGUCUCUGUGGGAGUCUGAAAUCUGGAGAGCCUGAAAAGGAAGAGACACCCACCCAAAAGUCCCACCCGCCACCUGAGAGGCCACCCAGAAGAUCUCUCAAAAAUCCACCGUCAUGGGACGCUCGCCGAGGUCCAGGACGAGUCCCCCGGCACCCCCGCCCGUCCUGCAGGAGUAGCCCCGCUCGAAGGACGCCGCGCCCGAAACGCGCCUUCGGUCCGUCCUGCUGGAGCGAUGAGCAGCCGCCGGGAGGCCCUCCGCGGGGCCUGACCCGCCCCCCGAAACUCCUCAGCCCCCCCCCGCCCCCCCGUCGCUUCCGCGACGUCAAAAAACACCAUCCCCUUCCCCCCUCUAAACCCUCAGCCUGAAUUUUCACUGCAUUCCGCAACAAAACUCCGAUAUCUCCGUCCUUUUUUUUUGUUUCUCAGUGAGCGGUGGUUGAGCCGGUCCGAGGUGCGAGGCCCUGACGCUGAACAUGACUCAUGGGGAGGAGCCUGGCUCUGAGACUCACCAGGACUCCGCCGUGCUAACUUAUCUGGAAGGCUUACUCAUGCAUCAGGUGGCGGGGGGCCCCGGGGCCACGGGCGCGAGGCGCGCGGAGGCCGGCGGCCGCGACGGCGGCCCCGAGCCGCGGCCACCCCCGUCCCGCCACGCCCCCGACGGGCGCGCCCCCGCCGCCGGCCCCGAGCAGGACCGGAGGCCUCCGGCAGGGGGCGCCGCCGCCUCGCAACACCUCCGGAAGGCCCGGCUGCUCCGCUCGGAGGAGGGCUGGGCCGGCGGGCCGGAGGCGGGCCGGCUGCGGGCCCUGGGGGCGGAGCCGGCGCCGGCGCUGAACGGGCGGGGCCGGGGGGAGCCGCUCCGGGGCGGCGGGGGCGGGGGCGGGGGGGCUCUGGAGGGCUCCCCGAAGUGCAAGGGCGGGGAGAGCACCCUGCUGGCCUCCCUGCUGCAGUCCUUCAGCUCGCGGCUGCAGACCGUGGCCCUGUCCCAGCAGAUCAUGCAGAACCUCAAACAGCCCGAGCCCGCCCCCCUGGGCCAGGGCGGGGAGCGCGACCGUGCCGCCGCCGCCGCCGCCGCCGAGCCCCGCCCCUGCCUGGGCGCCGCCUCCAGCCGCCUGAAGGGCUUCCUGAAGAAGAGCAAGACGCAGAGCCACGGCGGCGUGCCUUACCGCCGGCGGCCCGCCCCGGGGAGGCUCGCCCCGUCCCCUCAGCCCCCGACGGGCGGCGGCAAGGGGGCCGGCGUCGGCACGGCGGCGGCGGCGGCGUCCGCGUCCGCCUCGGACUCGCUGUCCUGCGCGGCGCGCCUGAAGGCCGUGGCCAGCCUGGUGAACACCCGGGCGAGCCCCGCCCCCUCGCCCUCCCCGAGGCCCAGCGUGGCCUGCAGCCAGCUGGCGCUGUUGCUUAGCAGCGAGGCGCACCUGCAGCAGUACUCGCGCGAGCAGGCCCUCAAGGCCCAGCUCUCCGGCCGCUCGGCCAGCGAGAGGCUGGCCGCCAUGGCGACGCAGCAGUCGCAGCUGGACUCCGGCAACCCGGCAACCCGGCCCUCCCCCGACGCGCUGGCCUCCCCGAACGCCCGAAACGGGGCGGCGCUGUCGCCGUCGCCCGGGGGCGGAGCCUCGUCGCCCCGGAGAACGCCGCAGCCCCCCAAGGAGAGGCGGGGCUUCGACCGGAGCUCGGCCCGGCCGUCCCAGAACUGCAGCAGCCUGCUCCUGCACCUGCUCAACAACCACCACGCGCAGAAGCACGCCAACGGCCACGCCCACGGCCACGCCCGCCCGCGGGACUACCGCGAGGACCGCGCCGCCCGCCCCGCCCGCGGCUCGCCCCUCCCGUCGGACGGCGAGUACUCCAGCCCCGAGAACGGCCUCCUCCCGCCGCGGGACGGCAGCGACACGGAGAGCUCCCGCUCCAGCGGCUCCCCCAUCGACCUGUCCGUCCGGAGCCGGGCCCCGGGGGCCCCGCCCGGCUCCUCCUCCUCCUCCUCCUCCUUCGCCUCCUCGUCCUUCUCCUCCUCGUCCUCCUCCUCCCUGGACAGGCUGACGGAGUCCCUGAUCAACCGCUGGAGGCCAGAGAACCCCCCGCCCCCGCCUCCCGCCCCCGCCGCCGCCGCGGUGGCGGUGAAGAAGGAGCCGGAGACGGCCGCGCCGGUCAGGCCGCACCACAAGGUGACGCUGCUGCAGCUGCUGCUGGACCACCGGAACGGCGAGGGCGGCAGGGGCCAGAGGAGCUCGGACAGCCCCGACGCGCGGCAGGGCGCGGCCCUUCAGCCCCCCCACACAGCCGGGGGUCUGGGCGUGGCAGCCGGGGGUCUGGGCGUGGCUCCGGGUGCGGCCGCCGGCAGACUUACGCCGGUGUGCAGGCCCGAGGAGAGCAGCGGGCGGAGCCCCCACGGUGGGCCGGGCGGUCGCGGGUUCCAGGCCCCCCCGUCGUUCGCCCGGGGCGUGGACUCAAACGGCGGCGCGUCCCGGUACAGCCCGUGCCCCGCCCCGCCCGCGCAGUCCGCCCCCCUGAACCUGUGCAAGUCGGAAGCCCCCUCGAACCCGGACGGCGACGCCCGGGAGCCCGCCUUCACCGCCAGCAAGCUGCUGCAGAACCUGGCCCAGUGCGGGCUGCAGACGCCCCCGAAGACCCCGCUCCCUCCUCCCAGGCUGAGAGCCGACCCCCCCGUCACCCUCCUGGAGAGGCUGAACACCCCCAUCCUGAGGAACGGCACCCCCCUGUCCGGCAUGCCUCUCGCCCCCGUCGUGAGCAACGGGUCCCACGUUUCGGACGCGCCCCGGACCAGCCCCGCCAACCCCCCCUCGGAGAUCCAGAGCCUCCUGGAGAGGCGCACGGUCCUCCAGCUCCUCCUGGGCGCCACGGGCGGCAAGGAGAGGCCCCCGGCCGGCGGCGGGAGAAGGAAGAGGGCGGCGUGCGGGGGCGCGCCCGACCAAUCGAAUCGCCGCGACAGCCCUCCUCCGGACGUCAGGAUCAAGACGGAGCCCGAGGAGGACGACCGGGCGGCGCCCGAGGGCGAGGACGGGGCGAAGCCGCCGCCGCCGAGCUGGGGGGGAGGGGCCGGCGAGACGCUCCGCCCCCUGUCGGCCGCCGCGCGCCCCGCGGACGUGAAGCCCGAGCCCGGGUCCCCCGGCGCCGUCCCCAGGGACGGCCUCCUGAGCCAGCUGCUGAGGCAGCGGUGCCGGAGCCUUCCGGUGAGCGCCCCGACUGGGGCUGUGAUGUCCGUCGCUGCAGCCGUGAAGGAGGAGCCCGGCGAGCCGCUGGCUCCGCCCACCGAGCCCCAGGCCCCGCCCGCUGAGUCCCAGGCUCCGCCCACCGAGCCGCAGGCUCCGCCCAUCCCUAAAAAGCGACGGGUCUGCAUUGAGGGAUUCCCUCAAGAGCGGCCGGUUAGCGCUGCUAGCGGUGUCGGCGGUGCCCGCCGCUCGGUCUCGGGGUCCCCCGAACGACUGGCGACCCAAAACGGGGGGAGCCUGAUGGAGCCCGACUCCCCCAGCAGGGGUCCCGCGGGGAACUCCCCGCCGGCCGACGCCCGGGGGGGCUUCAACGUCCUCAAGCAGCUCCUGCUGUCCGACAACUGCCUGAAGGACCUGUCCCAGCUGCAGCCCCGCCGGGGCAGCCCCAGCCCCUCCGCCCCCCGCCCCUCAGACCUCCACAAGCUCGCCGCCUCUCCCUGGGACCACGCCCCUCAGGGGUCGGGGGUCGCCGACCGCGCCCGCUCCGCCUCGCCUCCUCCCUGGGGGGUGCGGGACUCCCCCAAAGCGAACCUGGUCCCCGUGAAGAGGGAGGCGGAGGCGGAGGGGACCGCGCGAUGGGCGGCGGGUGUGGAGGAGAGGCCCGACUCGCCCCGCCUCACCCAGGCCAACCCCAUCCUGUACUACAUGCUGCAGAAGAGCAACAGCCACCUGGGCCGGGGGGGCCGGGGCGCCAGGGGGCCGCUCUGCAGCGCGGGGGGGGCGCAGGGGCAGCCCAGGGUGAAGGAGGAGGAGCCCGCCCCCCUCGCCGAGGAUGACGACCACAAACUGAACGCCAAACGCCACCCGCACCAGCCGGAGGGGCCACCAGAGGGCGCCGUCGAGAGGCUCAACGGCUCACUGGAGAAAUGCUAGUCAUUAAACAAUUACGGCCAUUUUGAAAAGAAAAAAAAAUAGAAAAAGCUUAUAUCUAGACUAAGGUCUAUUUUAUUGUUUUGUUUGUACGCUUUGCUUUUAUCGUUUGCUUUUAUUUGCGUUUGGUUUUUAUCGGUGGUGUAAGAAAGCGGUGGCCAGAGCGAGGCUACAGAAGGCCAGGUUCUCAGAAUCUCACACGCUGACCGUACAGUAAACAAAAAAACGGCACGUCUUUUCCUCUCGAAAUAUUACUUCAGAAUCAUUUACAGCUUUUUUUUUUUCGUUUCUUUGCCACUCAUGUUUUUUCAAACAGAGAGAAUUUAAGCUUGACCUGCAUGAACUUUUUAAAAUCCGGAAGUUUAUAAAAUGAAUUACCUCCCGGUACCCGGUUUUCCAAGAAUCGCCCACGCAUCACGUGAUGAGGUUAUGUUCCCGCUAGAUCUCAUGCCGCUGUUUGUGGAACCCUUUUUUGGUGUGUGUGUGUGUGUGUGUGGGUGGGGGGGGAGUCAUCACAAAUAUCUCUCACAUGGCUCAUCACUUCUGCAAUCUGACUGAGCUGCUGUACCAAAAUGCUUUCAGUCAGAUCGGAUCUCAGGUCUCAGAGAAUGCGUUAGAUGAUCAACAAACAGAAUAACCUGCAUUUAUUAAACCAGAAAAAAUGAACAUAUUCCCCCCCACUGAUAUAAUUAUAGUAAUAAUAAAUACUUGUAUGUACCUACUCUGAGUUGCUAGACUGUGUUGAGGGCAAAGAAUGUCUAGAAAUGUCAACAGAACAAUCUGUUUUUACACCUUACAUAGCUGUAUAACUGGAAUUGCAUACACGCACACACAUAUACAUACAUAAAUAUUAAUUCUUUAUUUAGGUCCACAUUUAUAAAAUACAUCAUAAGGGCCAAAAUAUAUUUCAGUUGCUGUCUGAUGUCCUUCACUUGAGUGGCAGAAAGCAUACCAGUAGGGAUAAAGCAAACAAAAUGCAGGUUAGACAUUUGCAUCUCACUUGCACCGACAGGAAACAUACACACACAUACACACGCGUGCGCACGCACACACAUACAUAUAUAUACAUAUACACACGCACACACAUACAUAUAUAUACGUAUACAUACACACAUACAUGCACACACACACGCAUACAUAAUUUAUCAUCUGUCUGUAUCACGCAGUGUUUCAAACCUGUAGAAGGUUGUGCAUGUGCCAUAGAUUUCUACACAAUCAUUGAGCCCAAAUGUAGGAAUGCGAGUUUCAGAAAGAGUGGAGUCGGUCUAGGGACUGAUUUUUCUAGAGUUUGGAUCAGUGAAGUCACCCCUUGCAAAAUAACUACAGUUACUUUUCUCUUUAUUUGGAAUGAAGCUGUCUGUGUUUAGAUGCCUUUUCCUGAGUUUGGGCAGAUUAGAAGAGAGUUGGGUGUUUUGCUAUCUGUACGUAUCUGAGAUCUUGCUUUCCUUUUUAAAACCUUUUGCCGAAAGCCUUUUGGUCAUUGUUUUUGUAUGUUAAUUAUUCUUCCGUGAAGCCGUUUGCUCUGUAUAAAACACUUUGUAGCAUUUUAACUGUGCCAAGCCAAGUGAAGUCAUUUUUUAAAAGCUGAAGACAAAUUGUAAAAAAAAGAGAAUUGAUAGAAAUUGACAAUAUAUAUAAGGUUGUGAUGGGAUUGUUGCUCGGAGAAAAAAGGUUUUAAUUUAAUAACUGGAAAAAAAUGUUCUUAAUGCCCGAGUUUAGAGAGUAUCCAGUGUUUUUAUAUUUAUGUAAUGCGACCCCAAUAUUAUAAAUGACCCUUGGCAUGAGUACAUUGACAUUGUUGCUCAAUGGAUCAUUGGCAAAUGGGGGGAAAAAAACAUGCCAAGCUGUCUUUGAAAUGACGACAUUGUAUUUUAGGUCUGUAUGAUACUGCCGUCCUACUGGUGGAUGACAGGCUCGUCCUGGAAAUAUAUUUGCUGUCUUUUCGGUGGUCACAUAUUCUCCACAACAACAGAGGGUGUUCGGACAUUGUGAGGUCUCCAAAUUCUGUAAAAUAUUUUGUCUUUCCCCCCGAUAUUGUACAGCCUACAUUGAAUUAGGUUUGAAGAGAGUUUUAAAAAGUACACACACACAUAUAUAUGCAUAUAUAUUUGUGUAAAUAAUGCUUUCUUUUUGAAAGAUGGCUAUUUUAUAUGGUUUACCAGAAAGAGGAUAAGAUGUAAUAGUUUACAAUUCCCUAAGCCAAUGUAAAUACUGUUUAAACAAGUGUACAUAACUGCAUUUGGAGGACUGUGACCUUUGACCUGUUGGUUUCUCUCCCUCGUUUUGUUUCCUCUGUUUUGCAUGUGUCACUAUGUGGUAAGCUUCUGAUAAUCUCUGUUGGACGACAUGUUGUGUCUGAUGCUCGACACUGCUGCCUGUUUGCAUGCAUGCCGCAUGGGAUGUCCCUGUGUAUCGAAACUGGAUGUGGGGAAAUUUAAAAAGUCUUAAAUAUCGGUCUUUUACCACAAGAGAGCUGUCUUUACUCAAAAAAAUAAAAACUAAAAAACACGAGCAGUCAGUAAAUGAAAUCAUAGACCGAGAAGCGAAUAUUUAAACUUAAAAAGACUAAUGUGCAUUAAAUAUUUGUUUUUCUUUAGUUUCUUAUUUUUUCCACUGGCAUUAGUCCAAACCCAGUCGCAGAGUAUGUGGCACAGUGCAUAUGGGGGGGCGGGGAGGUGCGGGGGGUUUCAGAACAGUGCAUACAAGGGGGGGGGGGGGGGUUAAGCCCAGUGCAUUGCUGUGUUCCUGUCUGCUGGUUGGCUUUAAGGACAAACGUCCAAUCUUCUAUCGACGUGACGAGCUUAAAUAUAUGAUUAUGUUGUUUGUCGUCUUUUGGGUCUUUUUAUUAUACUUUUUUUUUGGUGUUUACUUGCACAGAUUUUAAAUAAAGUUCUGAAAUGCACAAUUUGAAUAAACAGAA
This is a messenger RNA of Anguilla rostrata (American eel), 7662 nucleotides long. RefSeq names its product nuclear receptor interacting protein 1a (gene nrip1a). Gene Ontology annotation, molecular function: signaling receptor binding; transcription coregulator activity. Gene Ontology annotation, cellular component: nucleus. Gene Ontology annotation, biological process: regulation of transcription by RNA polymerase II. The record is from RefSeq and is a predicted model, not a curated record. Lineage: Eukaryota; Metazoa; Chordata; Actinopteri; Anguilliformes; Anguillidae.